Messenger RNA from Epithele typhae, 2085 nucleotides. RefSeq names its product kinase-like protein. Gene Ontology annotation, biological process: protein phosphorylation. Bases 1 to 2085 code for a protein of 694 amino acids. Gene Ontology annotation, molecular function: protein binding; protein kinase activity; ATP binding. Lineage: Eukaryota; Fungi; Basidiomycota; Agaricomycetes; Polyporales; Epitheliaceae. The record is from RefSeq and is a predicted model, not a curated record. The transcript is spliced from 11 exons.
AUGGAGGAGACACAGCCCCUCGAGACACAGGCCGCGACCCAGCUUGUAUCCCAGACCGAACAUCCGGCCGACGACGACUUGUGGGGCGUGCUCAUCCCGUGCAACGCCGCGAAUCCGCACAUCAACCGCAUCGACCUCUUCAGGACAAAGCGCACGUACCGCAUCGGGCGCAAGCCCGGCGUCAACGACGUCGUGCUCGGCUCGCAGACCAUCAGCGGGAAGCACUGCUCGAUCCAGUGGGACGGGGACCUCACCGCGCAGGUCGCGGUCACCGUCGCAGACUUCUCCUCGAACGGGACACAUGAGAUCGGGCAGAGCAAGACCAUGCUCCUCCACGAUGGGAACGAGCUCCGGCUCGGCACCGAGCGCACGCCCGCCCGCGCCCACGAGGACUUCGGGUACAUCUUCAGGCUGAAGGUGGGCGCGAACGCGGCGACGAGCGUCGAGAGCAGGUACGACCUGCAUUGCUUGCUAGGGUCCGGCACGUUCGCGCACGUCAUGAAGGCGCUCCACCGGGAGGAGAACAAGUGGUAUGCGGUCAAGAUCAUUCAGGCGGAGACUCUGCGCAAAAUCGCCUCGCCGGUGGACCGCAGGCGGGCAAAGAGCAAGGACGACGGCGAGGCCGGAGCCCGGAACACCGAACCCAAAGACGGUGCCUUACCGCCGAACUUCCGGAGGGAGAUCGAGAUCCUGAGUCAGAUGAAGCACCCACGCAUAUGCGAAUUCAAGGAGGUGUUUUUUGAGAGCAAUAGCUUGAGUCUGGUGAUGGAACUCGUCUCUGGCGGAGACUUGCUCCAGUACAUCACCAACGCAAACCGUGGGCUGCCGGAGGCCGAAACGCAGCGGAUCACGUACCAGAUCUGCGACGCCCUUUCCUACGUGCACGAGCAAGGGAUCGUCCACCGCGACCUGAAGCCGGAGAACAUCCUCUUGACAAGCGAGGACCCGCCCAACGUGAAGAUUGCCGACUUUGGGCUAGCGAAGGCGAUGGAUUCCGAGACGGUCCUCAAGACGUUCUGCGGCACCCCCACAUAUCUUGCGCCGGAAGUGGCCGUGCACGACGCGUUUCCCACACCGGACGGGUACUCGAACCUGGUCGACAGCUGGAGCGUCGGCGUGAUCGUCUAUGUCAUGCUCACACAAGACACCCCAUUCAACGCAGACCCGCCGAACGUGGGCAUCCAUACCAUCAUCAUGAACCGCCAGGUGCAGUGGAAUCUCCUGUACGAGUGCGACGUGAGCGAGCAGGCGGAGCGGUUCAUCCGCGCGCUCCUCGCAUCUUCGCCGACCAAGCGUAUGUCGCUCACCAGCGCGCUGGACCACCCGUGGCUCAAAGUCGAAGGCGCGCCCCAGCCGCUCCCCGCGACCCCGCCCGCGCUGCGCACCCUCCCCUCCUUCCCCUCCGUCGCGGACGGCUCGGCGGCGGCGGAGCCCGCGCACACCCCUCCGCCCGCCGCCCCGCUGAUGGGCCUGCGAAGGCUUCCCGGGACGGCGUCGCUGCUCCGCAUGGACGGCGAGCAGGACGCGUCGACGCGCUCCGCGGCCCCGUGCGUGUCCCUCGACGACCCGAGCGUCAUCCUCGCCGUGUACCCGCCGUCGCCCGAGCGCGCGGCGACCCCAGUGCCCGACGCCGACGACGGGGUCAAGGACAGCCCCGUGCUCCUGAGCCCGCGCGGCAAGCUCCAGCGGCGGUCGGAGGUGCUGUCGCGGGCGCGGCAGACUGGCGAGGAGCUGCCGGCGCCGUCGCAGGACAUGCGUGCGUGCGUGGCGGAGGCUCUGGGCGAGGUCGGGGGUCCCGUGGAGGAGCCCGAGCCUCGCGCGAAGGAGGCGACGCCGACGCGAGAAAUCAAAACGCUCAAAGACGACACACUGGCCGGGAAGGCGGCGGCGUCGCCGAUGCGCCAGGGGGCGAAGCGCAAGUCGCUGUCGGAGGAAAGUGACGACGAAGGAGAGGGAUACGCGGCGUCGCUACCGCUGCAGACGCAGGAGCAGGAGGACUCCGAAGAGGACUCGCUGCGCGUGGUGAAGCGGCCGCGGACGGAGCUGUCGGAGAUGUCUGUCGCUGACGUGGAGGGUACGGACUAG